AUGGAGAGCAAGUGCUUCACAGAGAUAUUUACAGGCUCAAAAAACUGUUUGAUUUCUUCAGAAUGCUUUCUUUCUACUUCACAACUAUUGGCAGAUGACAGUCCUCACAAUAUAUAUUUCUGUAUGGAAGAGCAUACUUGGAUGACCGUUGAUACGGGCGAGACCUCCGACAAGCAAAUACAACAUACAGGUCGCCCCAUUGUCAGAGGGCCACUGCGAGUGAUAAUGUCAAAGUAUUUUUUCCAACCGCGAAUUCACCAUUAUUUUCUAUUUGAUCUUCUAUUCGGGACUGGAUGUUGGCAUAUGCAGGGUAAUCUUAUGCUAGGGCUUAUGAUUGAACCUUGA
Vicia faba (fava bean) is the source of this 345-nucleotide messenger RNA. The record is from the annotation of a GenBank genome assembly. Lineage: Eukaryota; Viridiplantae; Streptophyta; Magnoliopsida; Fabales; Fabaceae.